UUCAGUGCGUUGACUAAAUGCCACGUCGGUUGGAGAGCGAGCAGCAUCUGCUGGUCUGUAUCAUACCGACUGCGCAUAACCAGCGAUACCGGAGUUUUUGCGGAUCGUAUCGUUACAGGAGUCGUGCUGUGACACAGUGAGGCGUUUACACUGCAGCAGGAGGAAUGGGGAGCUUCAUCAGAGCGCUGUUUCUGAUCGCUGUCGGGAUAGCGGUGUGUCAGCAGACGAUCGCUCACUCGCACCAUCAUCACGGACACUCUCAUGGAGACGGCGGCUGCCACGGACACUCUCACGGAGACGGCGGCUGCCACGGACACUCUCACGGAGAGGUCAAGAUGCAUCAUGGGGCCAGCAAAUGGAGCGCUGAAGCCAACCUGCCCCGUGCUGAAGAGGAGCAUCACGGUCACGCACACGAUCACGGUCACGAUCACGGUCACGCACACGAUCAUGGACACGCACACGAUCACAGAGAAGAGCAACUGAAAAGCGAUGUGGAAGCAGGGAAGCGGAACAUGGUGGAGCUCUGGAUGCAGGCGAUCGGAGCGACUCUGCUCAUCAGCGCUGCUCCCUUCCUCAUCCUCUUCCUCAUCCCGGUGCAGUCAAACACGGACCAGCACCAGAACCUGCUCAAAGUGCUCCUGAGCUUCGCUUCCGGAGGUUUGCUGGGAGACGCGUUCCUUCAUCUCAUCCCUCAUGCGCUGGAGCCUCAUUCUCAUCACGGCCAAUCGCACGGAAGCGACGAGUCACAUGGUCACUCACACGAUAGUGAGGAGUCACAUGGUCACUCACACGAUAGUGAGGAGUCACAUGGUCACUCACACGGUGCAGCUCAUGGUCACAUGAUGUCGGUGGGGCUGUGGGUGCUGGCUGGCAUCGUUGCCUUUCUGGUGGUCGAGAAAUUUGUUCGUCUUUUGAAGGGAGGACACUCUCACUCUCACUCUCAUGCUGCUCCAAAGGCAAAAGACAGCGAUGAAGAGAUUGAUGACAAGAAAAGAGAGAAGAAGGGAGGGAAAGAGAAAAACGCUGACUCGGAUAAGAAACCUGUGAAGAAAACCGCCGAGGCGACUUCGGAUAUUAAAGUGUCUGGCUAUCUGAACCUGGCUGCUGAUUUCACACACAAUUUCACGGACGGGCUUGCGAUCGGAGCGUCGUUCCUGGUCAGCCCGGCGGUUGGCGCGGUCACCACCAUCACCAUCCUCCUACACGAAGUGCCACACGAGAUCGGAGACUUUGCCAUUCUUGUCCAGUCGGGCUGCACCAAGAGGAAGGCCAUGUGUCUCCAGCUGCUGACGGCCGUGGGCGCUCUGGCUGGAACCGCCUGCUCUCUGCUGGCUGAAGGGGUGGGAGCCGCGGCCACCGCCUGGAUCCUGCCCUUCACCGCCGGGGGCUUCGUCUACAUCGCCACCGUCACCGUGCUCCCAGAGCUGCUGGUGGGCCGCUCCAGUCUCUGGCAGUCGCUGCUGGAGAUCCUGGCCCUGCUGUUCGGCGUGGGAAUGAUGGUGCUGAUCGCCGAGUACGAGUGAGGCACGCACGCAGCCGUGUCUGAGAGUAGAAGCUUUAAAAGCAGGCCAAGAGACCAGUGCAGGGUCACCUGACCUCUAGAGACCAAGAGUGUGUUGAGAUGAAUGAUAGCAUUGACCACAGAAACAAAAAAACUGAAUGAAUGAAUGAGGGAGAGAGUGAAAGAAAGGAAGUGCUGAGCUGCUCUCCAGACCAACAUGAAUGGAUCACUUAAUCGUUUUAGCCACAGGAACCUUCCCAGAGACCAACAGCUAGAAAUUCCCCUGCGCUUCUGUGUACUGAUGCAGACAGGAUCGACCAUUACAUUGCCAAGAUGCAUCGCCUGUGCUUGCUGGAGCGCUCGUGUCUCAUCAGUAGACUGCUUUUCUAGAAAUAUCAGUUGUGUUACAUGAUUAAAUCUUUGAUUUUGUUGUUGGCGCAAUAAAGGUUAGCGUGAUUCUUUCUUAA
Messenger RNA from Onychostoma macrolepis, 1968 nucleotides. RefSeq names its product solute carrier family 39 member 7 (gene slc39a7). Gene Ontology annotation, cellular component: membrane. NCBI's taxonomy places the organism in Eukaryota, Metazoa, Chordata, Actinopteri, Cypriniformes, Cyprinidae. The coding region runs from base 165 to 1523 and encodes 452 amino acids. Gene Ontology annotation, molecular function: zinc ion transmembrane transporter activity. Gene Ontology annotation, biological process: zinc ion transmembrane transport; intracellular zinc ion homeostasis. The transcript is spliced from 8 exons. The record is from RefSeq and is a predicted model, not a curated record.